Lactuca virosa is the source of this 1010-nucleotide messenger RNA. The record is from the annotation of a GenBank genome assembly. Lineage: Eukaryota; Viridiplantae; Streptophyta; Magnoliopsida; Asterales; Asteraceae.
AUACUUAACCACUUUUCUUCUUCUUUACAGCUUUCUUGGUUUCUUUGAUGUCAACUCAUCAAAAAAAGCAUGGAGAAAAGGUUCACAAGGAGAUUUCAAAGCUCAAUUUUGUUAGAGAUGGAGCCAUUAAGUUACCUCCAGGGUUUAGGUUUCAACCCACUGAUCAAGAGAUAGUAUUUCAAUAUCUAAUUCGUAAGGUCUUCUCCUGCCCUCUUCCUGCUUCCAUCGUUCCUGAAAUUCUCGACAUUUGCAAAUUCAAUCCUUGGGACUUGCCUGGGGAUUGGGAGCAAGAUAGGUAUUUUUUUAGCAAGAACGAACCCAAGUAUGGUAAUGGGCAUAGAUCAAAUAGAGCAAGUGAGGAUGGAUAUUGGAAAACAACUGGUUUUGACAAACAGAUUACAAGGUGUUGUAGUAAUAACAAAUCGGAUUCAAGAAGAAAAGAGAUUAUUACUGGGAUGAAGAAGACACUUGUUUUCUACAAAGGCAAGCCCAUGCAUGGAGGCUCGACCACAAGAACUUAUUGGAUUAUGCAUGAAUAUCGCCUCGUUCAUUCACCUAAUUGCUUGCCAAAUACCAGCUCCAAUAAUGAUCAGCAGAGGUCAUGGAUUCAGAUGGGAAAUUGGGUCUUAUGUCACAUAUUCAUGAACAGAAGAAGUAAAGUAGGAGGUGCAGAAGGGAAGCCAUUAACAAGUGGUUUAACUCCACAGGAAGAGCUUCAUCAUCAUGGUUUUAUGUUGAGAAAUGACGGAAUGAAUGUCAAAUAUGAAUCAUCAUCGUCGUUGUCAUCAUCAUCAUCUUGUGGAUCAAGUGUGGUGACUCAUGAGGUUUCCUCAGUUAGGAAGUUAUUAGACGAUGAAGAUAUAUCAAGAAUAAUGUAACCACUUAAUGUAGUUUUUUUUUUUGUUUAACAUAUUAGGAAUUGAUUGUCAAUUUCGAAGGUGAUAUUCAUUUCGUCUCGAGAAAACUGUAAUAAUAUUCUUCGUCUUAAAUAAUUUGGGUAUUAAUUGGAA